This is a messenger RNA of Phymastichus coffea, 1270 nucleotides long. Its product is annotated as glycine, alanine and asparagine-rich protein-like. Lineage: Eukaryota; Metazoa; Arthropoda; Insecta; Hymenoptera; Eulophidae. The annotation marks the transcript as partial. The record is from RefSeq and is a predicted model, not a curated record. The transcript has 2 exons.
GUCGACGGGGGUCGGGCCGAGGCGCAGUACGCCGGCGCGAGGCGAGAGCGCGUGCCUCCGGUCCUCGUGGAAGCGGGCGCAGGCAUCACAUUGGUGUGAGCGAACGAGAGCGGCAGAGGCAGACAGCGGCUCAGUUCAGCGGUGGCAGCUACUCGUCCGUGAGCAGCCCGGCUCGGCCGCGCGUGCAUGUGUCGCCAAGUGCGCGCGCGCUUCGGAGGGAGACAGCACUGAGUGCGAGCGAGCGGCCGCGAAAAUUGGUCGCGCGAGCAGUGCAGUGCGAGUGCGCGCUCGUCGUAGGCGGCUCUACUCCCAGGCGCUCCGAGCGUCGUCGCGCUUCGUUGCGAGCCGCGCGAGUGCACUCGCGGACACUGCGACAGUCCGAGUCCGUCCAGAGCGCGGCGAGCAACGGUCGGGGCCCAGUGCGCCGUGCGUCGUGCAGGAGCGCGCCAAGGCCAAGGUGGUAGCGGCGGUAGCGACGAUAGCGACGAUCGGCGGCCGGCUGCAAUCGGCGUGCGCGGCGCAGGCGAAUGCGAAGGCGCAAGAGGGCGGCCUCGGGGCAGCUAGUGAGCGGCUCGCGCUGCAGCAUCAGCGGAGGUCGGCGUCGACGCCCGGCGGCGGCAGGGUGCAGCGCCAGCGCCAGCAGCAGCAGCAGCAGGCGGCCAGGCACAGAGCCGGCCGACAGGCGGGCGGCGGCGGCGGCUGCGGCUGCGGCGGCGGCGACGGCGACGGCGACGGCGACGGCGGCAGCGGCAGCGGCAGCGACGGCGGCAGCGGCAGCGGCAGCGGCGGCGGCGGCGGCGGCGGCCCCUGGCCCGGGCCCGUGAACAGCGCCCGCGAGCUCCUCUACUUCCUCGUGCACCUGCUGCUCGUGCGCUUCGUCUGGUCGGCGGCCGCGUGCUCGCUCUACUCGUGGCUGCGCCAGGCCCUCGGGCGGCUCGCCCCGGCCCGGCUCCACGUCGACAACAUCGCCCGCCACCAGCGCCAGCUGCUCGGUCCGCGCCACUCGUCCCGAGCCGACUGCUGCGCCUCCGCGCCCAGCCCGAUCGCGGGCUCGCCCGGCGCCGAGCCACUCGUGCCCAAGCUCCGGCCCCUCGAGGUCCAGGUCUCGCGGCGGCCCGAGCAGCCCUGCGCGAGAGCGCCUCGCCUCCUCGUGGCCAGACACCGGCAGCCCAGACGCAGGCGGCAGCCCGGCACCAUUCAGCAGUGGACCUGCCGCGCCCCAACGAAGCUGGACCGCUCCUCAAGACAUUUGGCGCAGUCAGUUCGCUGA